AUGGUGAUUCAGGCCCGAUACAUAUAUACGAAACGGGGCAGAAAAAAUCCUAACCUCGCCAAAGGGAAUGGCCUCAAGCUAUUAAAUUUUAAUCAACAUCUAUCUAUCUAUCUAUCUAUCUAUCUAUCACAUUCUACUCAUAUCUAUCUAACUAGCUAUCUCGUCUAUUAUCUAUCUAUCUAUCCGUCUAUCUAUCUAGCCAUCUAUCCCAAUAUCUAUCUAUCUAUCUAUCUAUCUAUCUAUCUAUCUAUCUAUCCCAAUAUGUUUAUAUCUAUCUAUCUAUCUAUCUAUCUAUCUAUCUAUCUAUCUAUCUAUCUAUCUAUCUCUUUUUUUCCACUUCCCUCUUUCCACCUCUCUCUUUCCACCUCUCUCCAUUUGCACUUCUCUCUCUCUCUCUUCCCACCGCUCUCUUUCCACCUCUUUCUCUCUUUCCGCUUCUCUCUUUCCACCCCUCACUUUUCCACUUCUCUCUUUUUACCUUUCUCUUUCCAUCGCUCUCGUUCCACCUCUUUCUCUCUUUUCCCUUCUCUCUUUCCACUUCUCUCUUUCCACCUCUCUCUUUCCACCGCUCUCUUUCCACCUCUCUCUCUUGCCACCUCUCUCUCUUUCCACCUCUCUCUCUUUCCACUUCUCUGA
Messenger RNA from Acanthosepion pharaonis, 636 nucleotides. NCBI's taxonomy places the organism in Eukaryota, Metazoa, Mollusca, Cephalopoda, Sepiida, Sepiidae. The record is from the annotation of a GenBank genome assembly.